AUUGAGAUAGUGGCACGCAUGCGCGGCUUGGCGGGGGCCGGGCCGCGCUACGCUAAUCACUUGCAUUCUUUCUGUGCAAUAAAAAUGACGGAAACCGUGAUUCAUUAAAAUCGGCGGGAAUGAGAGAAUUAUAAAUUAGUGAGAUUUAGUUGUGAUCAUGCAGGGGGAAGAGGCAGACAGUGCGGCGGUCUCGGAGGCUCCGAGCAGUGGCAGUGAGGACUCUGAAUGUGAGCAGGGGCCGGAGGCCGACGUAGAUGCGGCGCUGACGGAGGAGUGGGCGCGAGAGCUGCUGUUUGGAGCGGGCGUGGCUAACGCCAAUGAGGUUCGAGUGGAGUCUCGUGCAGGGGUCGCCGGCGCCCUAAGCAGGGUCCUGGCCGUCACAGUGCGCUACGAGAGCGCGGGCGAGCGUAGGGCUCUGCCCCUGGUGGUGAAGCUGCCUCCCCGCGACCCAUUUGGGCGGCUGUUUGUGGCGGAGGCCCAAUUCGACACACGAGAGAUACUGUUUUAUACAGAAUUAGCUCCGGUGCUGAACAGGCUGGCUGAAGAAGCCCUGGGGCCUGGAAUGGGUUUGCCGGUGCCUCGGUACGUGAAGGCAAGAUUACCAGAUGAAAUUGGAGGAGAUAGCGAAUUAGUCCUGGAAGACGUAACAGCUGUAGGUUUCGAAUCUGCAGAUUUUGCUGAAGGUCUCACAGAAGAACGAGCAAGGUCUGCGCUCCACGCAGCCGCACGGCUCCACGCCCUUUCUCUAGCCCUUCGCGAAAGAGAAGGCCCUUUGGACCAGAGAUUCGAUUUUCUGUUUCCCUGCGAGCGAGCAGCAGCCGGCUAUCUCCGCCUAGUGCGACGAGGUCUUCCACAGCUCGAGUCGUUCUUACGAGGCCGCACAGACUGCUGUGAAGAAGCUGCUGCCGUAUCCGACUUAGUUUCGAGAGCGCCGUCCUUGCUCGGAACUCUCCUACGACCUGCCGAGCCCGCUCCACUAGCCCACGCCGACUUUUGGAGCGGAAACUUAUUGUUUAGAGAGAAAGAAGGUGUCAGCGAAUGUAUAGCUUUAGAUUGGCAAAUGGUAUCGCUCGGUAGGCCAAUGGAUGACGUAGCACUGUUGUUGCUCUCGUCUCUUACGCCUGAAAUGAGGCGGUCCGUCGGUGAUGCUUUGAUAGAAGAAUACGGAGAUCGUUUAGAAGCUGAAUGCGCGAGACUGGGUGCGUCAGCGGCUGGCGCUGCAGUGCGGCGAGGUCUAAGGCCCGACUGGCCCAGAGCCGCAUUGAGAGCCUUGCUACUUUGUGCUGGCAGUGUUGAUGUCGCAUUAGGAGAACCCAGAGCAGAGAGACGCCUUCUAGAAGCAGUACGAGAUCUUCACAUGCAAGGAGUGCUUGCGUUACGACCCGAUACGGAGGGGUGAGGUGCGCGUGAACUACUACAAAAGCGCAAUCUCUUAAAUGCCAAGAGCGAGCUGAAAACAAAUCAACAGUACUUUAACGAUGACAUCGUCGUUUUCGAAAAAAGCAGUCCAGUUGCGUUUGUAGUUUUAUUUAUUUGUGAAUAUUUUAAGCACCAAUUACAUUUAGCAAUGUGUUAUUAUAAUAUUCAUCCUUUUUGGCAACGAUUGGAUUCGUGGGUCGCCUUGGGGCGGUGGUGUGAAGCCUAAAUAAAGACUGAAUUUACUUACGUAUAUUUCACCGUGUUGUAUUGUACCUACAGUAGGUAAUAUUUGCUCAUCGUAUCAAAAGGCUAGAAAUUCAUUGCGGUCUAUUGACUAUUAUUUAAAUGGAAAUUAAAAUAUGAACAUUGUA
Plodia interpunctella (Indianmeal moth) is the source of this 1790-nucleotide messenger RNA. RefSeq lists its product as uncharacterized. Lineage: Eukaryota; Metazoa; Arthropoda; Insecta; Lepidoptera; Pyralidae. The coding region runs from base 158 to 1399 and encodes 413 amino acids. The record is from RefSeq and is a predicted model, not a curated record. The transcript has 3 exons.